This is a messenger RNA of Colletotrichum truncatum, 2145 nucleotides long. RefSeq names its product pentatricopeptide repeat domain-containing protein. The record is from RefSeq and is a predicted model, not a curated record. Lineage: Eukaryota; Fungi; Ascomycota; Sordariomycetes; Glomerellales; Glomerellaceae.
AUGUUUCCGGCUGCUCAGCUGCCAAAGACACAAAUCCAAAACUGGAGACAGUCUGACUUCGAUUCCUUGCCAGAAGACGACACACUUCUGUUAGAGGCAGACCUUGGUCUCGUGGAUAUGGCUGAGAAUGAGAACGACGUUUCCUUGUGGCUUGACCUCCUCAGCGCCGCCAACAGGCAGCAUGGCCGAAACGGUGUGCUCGCCAUUUGGGAUGCCGCAGAACGGCGCAAGGCCCUUUACGAUGUGAAUAGCGAAGGAGCAGAAAUUUUCUGGAAGACCAUUCUGGACGCUGUGGUGGAUGAUGAGAGCCGACUCCAGCGUGUUGUUUUGCAUGCAGAGUGGAUGCUCAGGUCUCGUUCAGUUCAAUUGCCCUUUCUUUAUUCAACGACAAUAUCUUACUGUCUCCGCAACGGCCAGCACCGGAGAGCGAUGCAGUGGCACGUACGCCUUAUGCCCAAUUUCGAUCCCGGCUCGGAAGCUUUUGGCAACUUGUUACAGCAGUUUGUCAGUAACCCCGACACCGACUUGCAGGAGACAUUAAAAUGUUUAUACAUUGCAACUCUCCAUCAUAACCUAUACGACAAGAUUAUUCCAUUUCUGUACGAAAGGGGCCGCUCCCGUCUUUGCGCCUACUGGCGCGAACUGCUGAUACGAUUUCAUGACCUACCGCAGCCCACCCCCGAGUCGCAGCCUUAUUUGAGGUUCCUUUCCCGGUACUAUCCGGGUACCCCGCUCGAAUUGGAGGAACAGUUGGUCUUUGACCUGAACUCGCCAGCCUACUGGGACCUUAAGCACGACUCGUUAUGGGAUGCAAUGAGCGGCAUUCACGGUGAGGGAAAUGGUUUGGCUGGCAGAAGGUACAGCGAUACUUUGGGCGCGCGUUGGUUUGCAAGUUCUUGGGUGCCUCUGGACUUUGCAAUUCACGCGGUCCAUGCACUAGGCGUACGUCAGAUCGGGCCACUAUCUUUGCAGUCGAUUUCGUUACGAGAACCUACACCUAGCGCAGUUAUGGCCCGUAUUGAUCAGCUACACAAGGUUAAUAUUGGCAUUGGACACUCAACAUACGCUCGUGCCGUUAAACAUUUCGCCGAGAAUGCUGAGCAUGAUCUGUUAUCGGAGUUGCUGCACACCGACAUACAUCCAGAGGUUUUCGACGACCCCACGAUGCAGCAACGCAUUCGCGACGAAGCUUUGGAGUCAGGGGCUUGGAAGAGAUAUCGGUUGUUGCUCGCGAUUCAUCCCGCAAUUGCCGGGGAGUCUAUCGAAUCCACGUCAAAUAUUUUGUUUCAGCAACGUCUGGAACAACGGCAAACUCGGCAAGCGCUGGCUCUUAUGGACGAUAUGCGGUCCAUGAAUGUUAAACUCUCUGCGGCAUCGGUUCAGCUCAUUUGCUCUAAUAUUCUCGAACCCCUAGCAUGGAAUCCCAAAGUCGGGCCCUUGAACUGGGAAAGCUUGCAAACAGCUAUUAGCUACCUAAAACGUUUGUUGCUGCUUCAGAAGCCAGUGCCCUCGCGCUACUGGCGAAAGAUCCUUUUCAGCUUGGGCAAGUUCGGUCGCUUUGACGAGCUAGAGGAUUUGUGCCUUGGCAUCAUCGACACUUAUCAAGCCUUGAGUGAAUCUCAAGGCGGCUUACUUCCAGUACAUCCCACAGAUGUGCCGCCAUCGAGUAUGGGGGCCUUAACUGAGAAAGUUGUUAUCCCCGUUGAUUUGCCUACAACUCACGAUCACCAUCCCCUCCGCAGGAUCUUCAGCAACCCGGCGCUGCAUGUUGCGAUUGUUCGCUGGGGGUUCAAGGCAGGCUUAUCAAAAGAUUUGGCCCAAUGGGCGUUGGGUGUACAAGAAGUACCAGUGCUGGCUAUCAUACGGGGUGUGCGGCUGCUAGCCAAAAUGGAGAAACAUGGUAUACCGCUUGAGACAAGCGUGGUUCGGGCAGAGGUCAUAAGGUGUUUAACUCAGCUUUAUGAACCUCAAAGCAAGAAGGCUGCUUUGACACGACCAGGGUUGCCCGACUUGGUUAUUAUAAAGGACCAGAUCAACAAAGCUUUUGGUCAAGCUACUGACCGCCCGCUGCUGCCCGACAUUAUUGCCUUAAGAGAUGCCUUGAUGGCACGUGUCGACAGGAGACAUAGGCGUUCCAAAAACUAG